Messenger RNA from Agelaius phoeniceus (red-winged blackbird), 1262 nucleotides. RefSeq names its product ceramide synthase 2 (gene CERS2). NCBI's taxonomy places the organism in Eukaryota, Metazoa, Chordata, Aves, Passeriformes, Icteridae. The record is from RefSeq and is a predicted model, not a curated record. Gene Ontology annotation, cellular component: membrane. Gene Ontology annotation, biological process: ceramide biosynthetic process. Gene Ontology annotation, molecular function: sphingosine N-acyltransferase activity; DNA binding.
CUGCCUGGCGCGGGGCGCGCGCGGGACGGAGGGGGGCGAGCGGCGGCUCCGUGAGGGCUCCGGGCGGCGGCGGCUCCGUGAGGGCUCCGGCGGCGGCUGCGGCAUGUUUCAGACCUUGUACAGCUAUUUUUGGUGGGAACGGCUCUGGCUCCCGGCAAACCUCACCUGGGCUGACCUGGAGGACCGGGAUGGGCGAGUCUAUGCCAAAGCCUCUGACCUGUACAUCACCCUCCCCUUUGCCUUCCUCUUCCUCGUUGUCCGGCACCUCUUUGAGACGUACGUGGCCACCCCCCUGGCCGGGCUCCUGAACGUCAAGGAGAAGGUGCGGUUAAAAGCCACCCCCAAUGCGGUGCUGGAGAGGUUUUAUGCUGCCACCAGCAAACACCCCAAGCAGGCCGACGUGGAGAUGCUCUCCAAGAAGAGCGGCUGCAGCGUGCGCCAGGUCGAGCGCUGGUUCCGCCGCCGCCGCAACCAGGACCGGCCCAGCCUGCUCAAGAAGUUCAGGGAGGCCAGUUGGAGAUUCACCUUUUACCUUAUUGCUUUCAUUGCUGGCAUGGCUGUCAUAGUGGAUAAACCUUGGUUCUACGACCUCCGGGAGGUGUGGAAGGGGUACCCCAUCCAGAGCGUGCUGCCCUCCCAGUACUGGUACUACAUGAUCGAGCUCUCCUUCUACUGGUCCCUGCUCUUCAGCAUCGCCUCCGACGUCAAGCGCAAGGACUUCAAAGAGCAAAUCAUCCACCACGUGGCCACCAUCAUCCUCAUCAGCUUCUCCUGGUUUGCCAACUACGUCCGUGCCGGGACGCUCAUCAUGGCCCUGCACGACUCCUCGGAUUAUCUGCUGGAGUCUGCCAAAAUGUUCAACUAUGCUGGGUGGAGGAACACCUGCAACAACAUCUUCAUCGUCUUCGCUGCGGUCUUCAUCGUCACCCGCCUGGUCAUCCUGCCCUUCUGGAUCAUGCACUGCACAAUGGUUUAUCCGCUGGACCUCUACCCUGCUUUCUUUGGCUACUACUUCUUCAACUUCAUGAUGGUGGUGCUGCAGGUGCUGCACAUCUUCUGGGCCUACCUCAUCAUCCGCAUGGCCCAGAAGUUCAUAACUGGAAAGGUGGUGGAGGACGAGCGGAGCGACCGCGAGGAGACGGACAACUCUGAGGAGGAGGAGGAGGUGGCCAAGAACGGUCCCCUCUCCAAUGGCCACCCUGUCCUCAACAACAACCACCGCAAAACCGACUGAGCGCCCCGGACCCGAGAGCUGCCGCCAC